This is a messenger RNA of Pocillopora meandrina, 12615 nucleotides long. Lineage: Eukaryota; Metazoa; Cnidaria; Anthozoa; Scleractinia; Pocilloporidae. The record is from the annotation of a GenBank genome assembly.
AUGUCUGUAGACAGAGACCCGAACGAAAAUGAUCGGGGUCCGAGCGGCGCUGAAGUCCUCGCGUCAUUAAUCACAGACGCUUUGGAGAAAGCUAAACUGGUGAGUUGGUCUCAAUCAUUCUUCAUAAAACUUCCUAUUAUAGUGGAAAAAAUACCAAGCGGUAAAUUGUGGAAGGUUUCACAAAUACUUAUUAUUUUCCCGGUAUUUAGGCACUCCAGCCGGCAAUAUUCUUUUGUUUUAAAUUCUCGUUUUUUACAAAAACUAUAGGGGACUGGAACUGCCUUCCUCAGGCCAUUGUUUCAUCAACCUCCUCAGAAACUUUUAAAUAUAGGUUAUCAGCUUUACUUAAAUAAUAUUUGUAUAUAUUUCAUAUAGUUUCCUUUGCUCAACUUUUAUAUCAUUCAUUUAUAUACUGAUAUAUCUGUAUUCUAUUCAUUUACUUAUUUAUUUAUUUAUUUAUUUGUUUUUUAUUUUUUUGGUUGGUGUGAUAUCUUAAUUAUUUUAUCGACCCAAUGCAUGUAAAUGUAAAUGUUUACCCAUGAGACAAAUGCAUUUAGUAAAUGUUAUGUUUUCCCAACAAUCAAAUACCACUAUUUAACCUCAUUAAUUCAGCAACUUGGUAUCUUGUUAACCUAGGGGAAAACUAAAGAUUACGAUCUGUUGGUUCAGAAACUUGCUGACCCUGGAAUCAAGGUAACUUUGGUGAACAAUAUAAUUACAUGUUUUUCCCUUCAAAUUCGACUCAACCAAUCAGUUCCAGUUCACCCUUAUUGUUGCAUGCUCACCCUGCUCCUAAAAACAAAACAUAACAACAAAUUGGCUUUUCCUCAGAACUUCAGAUCGCAAUAAAGGGGGAAAAAGUUAGUGCUCAGUACCAGUACUUUGUUAGAGCCUGUGUUCACCACUAACUUCCAGUUAAAUCAGUUUAAUCUAGAAAUACAUGCCUUUUGCUGAUUUUUUUGUGUUUUCUCUGGCCGGGUUGUUAUAAGCUGGCUUAAGAUAACUCAAGGCUAGUGUGAAAUCUUAUUUCUAAUCUGAAGGUCUUAAAAGAAAAUUAAAUACAAUUGUAUCAGUCUACAAUUUGAUCAUUGGAUGCCCUUAAAAGGAUAGAGAAAAUAAUCCAAAAAAUGCUUUUGAGCAGAGGAAUAAAAAAACAGAAAUUUAAUUUGGGUUAGUGCUAAUCAGCAAUGAGGUCCUGGUAUAUAUGAUAGAAUUUAAAAAAUUGAAUUUCCAGUGCCUGAUCAAGCAGUAUAGCAAUGCAUUGGAUAAAGUAUUGUAUGUAGCACUGACUUGGACUUUUGGCUGAUCAGAAGAAAUCUUAUUAAAUCAUGCUGGUGAUUAUAUUGAAAGCAGCUUAAUUAAUGUGUUGGUACUGAUUUCUACUAACCCUUGCAUCAUGUUAAGAAUUCAGUUGUUUAGAUAGCCAGAUUGUAGAUUGCUUUAAGUUAAAAUAAAUAAGUGAUGAAGCUAUUUUAAUGUUCCAAAUUGUGCAACAGUGAAAGAGAUUUAGCUUAUCUUAACACCAUUAAAAACAAAUCUGAAUUUCUGGUAAGCCUAUUUAUUUUGUUGAUCUUCUUUGUAGGAAGUCCACUUGCAGAGAUAUCUUAUGGCAUUAACAACUUGUGUUUCUCAUCUCACAAAGCAGUAUGAUACACUAGUUGGUGCAGUUCUGGUAAGAUUAAAAAAGAAAAAUUGCACCCUUUUUUAAUUUUCAGAUAUGCUUUUUUUCAUCAAUAUUCUUUGAAUAUGUUAUCACUGACUGUUAUUUUGCACCUCCAUCUAGACAGUGUAUUAUACUCAGUCCCAAAUUUGAAAGUCUGUUUUGAGAAAUAAUAAUUUCCACUCAUUAUUGUUUUAUUGAUUUUAUGAACAGUAUUCAAUUGAUAAUAAAAUUAUCACUUAUGUUGAUAUUAUCAUGGAAUUAUUACAAUUUUAGAAUACCAGAUGGGCACUAUGUGGUGAGAAAACAGUGGAAGAAUUUAUUGAAUUCCUGACAAGCCUUGUGUCUGCCCAGACAUAUUACUUAAGAGCAUGCCUUAAUAUGAUUGUCAAGCUCUUUAUUCCAUGUAAGAUUUCCUCAAUAAAGAAAUCUUCGUAGUUAGUUUAUUAAAUGUAAUGAAUAUUAACUUGUUGAAUUAUAUUAUUGUUUAUUGUCAGUAUGAUAAAUUUUAAAAUUAUUUAAUGUCAGUCUGAAGUAUAUCUUAAAUGUAUUUAUUGGAUAAGAAAAUAAAUAAAAUAUAAAUAGUUGUGAAUAAGAGAAAUAUAUUUUAGGCAAGUUGACUAUGAAUUAAAUUAAAAAAGAAAGCAAAAUCCAAAGUAUUGCAAGUAAUUCCCAUAGAGUAUCGUCUAGUUUUUGGAAACAUGUCUUGUCCUGGUUGCACGAUUAUAGCAUCUCUGUUGAUAACCUUAGAGAGGAAGAUGUCAUUUUUGGUAAGUUCGAUAUUGCAGAGGAUUUUCUCCUGUUUAACCAUAUUUUGCUUCUGGGUAAGUUUUAUAUUUACUCUCGGAAAUACCAGAAUGGUAUACCUUCUAUCCAAGGUUUUAUAGCCAGGACAAGUCGUGUUUACAAUACUGAACUCCAUAUUGCUGGGAAAAGAGACAAAUUAAACAAUCAUUUUAGAAAGUGGGAAAAGUUAAUAAGCAUUUUUAUGAAUAAGUGAUGUCAUGAUUAAUUUCUACCAUUAGUUUUAAAGUGAUGUCAUUAUAAUUUACAUACUAGGUAACUGUAUUGCUGUAAUAGCUUUGUGUGUGUUUAGCUUGGUAUUCUAUUCGUACCACAUAAGUGUGUGUAUGUGUGUGUGUCUUUUACUCUUCUUUUUUUCUUUCUUAAUUUCCAUUUUAUAUGUAAACGUAAGAAAUGCUUAAAAAAAAAAAAAAAAUUAAUGUCUAGUGUGAAUGAAUGAAUUUUUAAAUAUAGUACAAUCUUAGAAUGCAAAAUUAUUUUCAUGGACAAAAGAUGAUGGUAAAAAGCAGUUGAUCUUGACAAGGUCAUGAAAAUAAAAUUGAAUGAUGUUAUUUAUCUUAUCCACAGCCAUUUUUCGAGAUGUGCAAGUAGAAAAAGGUGAUUCUGAAGGUAUGCAUGAGGAUCCAAACUUACUGUACCAACUAAACUACUGCAACUUGAGAGGUGGCAAUUUUGCACCCACUGAAAGUGAAACAUCUAAAAACAUCGUUUUUAUUUUGUUCAUGCUUAAUACUGGUUUUUGCCCAACACUGAUUAUAUAUAUCGUUUUCAGUAAUUAAUACAUGUCAAAAAAAGAAUGUUCACCAAAGGUGAACAUUCUUUUUUUCACCAAGAAUGUUCACCAAAGGUGAACAUUCUUUUUUUCCAUGGAUUUUUAGUUAUGAAUUAAUUGUUGAUAAAACAUUUCUUUCAGUUUCUGAGAAGAUAUUUUGUAAUGCCCAUGAAGCCCUUCAUGCUAUCCAUCAAGUGGUUCCAGCGUAAGUUAAAGCUAAUAAAAUUUUUUAACUUUUCAGUUUGGUCUCAGACUAUUCUUGUCACAUUAGAACCCUUCAGUUUUGAAAGCCUAUAGAUUGAUCAAACUGUAAUUUUGGAAAAAUGUUUGAUAAAAAUGUGACAAGGAAUCAAGAUAGGAUAGUUCCUGCCGCCAGUUCCUAUCAGCCUGGUCCAUGUAAUAAGAUAUAACUAUGCUUACAUGUUUGAAGCUGGAAUAUCUUAAUAAUUUUGUUUCAACAGAGUUCCACAGUUUUUGAUAUCUGUACUGUCAGAAAAUUUUCCAUUUGUGAGAAAACCUACGAUAUUUCAGGUAAUUAAUUUUGUGAUUUAGGUCCUACUGCUAAUUGCUUGUAGUUCAGCAGCCUUCACUUACACAUUUUUCAGAAUUUUAAAUUUGUAUCAUAUCUCUAUAUUAUCAAACCAUUUUAAAUAUUGAUCAAUUGAACUUUUUCUUAUUAUUUAGAUCUGAAGGGCUUUUCACAGGAAAGGGAACUUCAGCUUUGUGUUUUAUAUAGUUUAAAAGGUGUUUGCAAAGUACAGUUACAAUCAUUAUAGUAUAUACUUACUAUUGGUGUUUGUCACGUCAUCAUUUACAGGAAAGUUAUGUGAAGAACCUUCUUCAGGCUACAAAAUACCUCCCUAGCCUCAGAGCAAACAUUCUGGAACUGAUCAUUGACAAUCUUACUAAGAUUGAUGUAAGUAUAAGAAUAUCAUAUUGAUAUUCAUAGCAUAAUUACAAUUUUUAUAGUUAUCAUAUAUAUAUAUCUCUGAAAGUUGGACAAAUCAAUAAGACAUAACUCUUCUGUGACUCUGAAUUUCACGCUUACACGAUCAUCAGACAGAUUUUAAUGAAGAGUAUACCUCACUUAGUUUAAAUAUAUAUACAGUAAUUAGCUAAUUAGUAAGUCUAUUGUAAUCUGGUGUUGAUAUUCACUAGGGAGUAUUUGUUCUCGUGGCAGCAUUUGGAAAUUAAUUCAGUUCUUUUGUUAAGGUUGCUUGCUUUGUCAGCUUUGAUAAUGUAGAGUUUUUCAGUUGGGCAGAGGUUACAUCAUUUGGAAAUAUUGUUGUAGGCGUUUGCUGAAGAGAUGAUAGACCAGCUUAUUUUGUAGUUUUCAUUGUUGUCCUUGAGUUUCCAGAUGUGUUUUGCUAGUUCAGUGUGGUUGGCAUAUUUUUUGUGACAGAAUGAUAGUUUAUGUUGCGUAUAUUGUUUUAAUGUUCCUUCAGUUAGUCCGAUGUAGUUCUUUCCUGUGUCAUCUUUGUCUGUGGUCACCUUGGCUUUGUAGAUUACACUGGUGGAGAGGCAGUUAUUGUCUAGAGGGCAUUGGUCUUUUUUUCUACAGUUGCAUCUGUUUUGUGGUGUGGUGUUGUUGUUGGUAAGGAUUUUCUUGUUGUGGUUGUUGAUGAUGCUGCCCAUGUUCGGCAUGCAGCUGUAGCAGACUUUCACAUUGUUCUUGUUAAAGAUGGGGUGAUUUAAGGUUGAGGAAGGUUUUAGCUACGUUGGUUUGGACAUUUUUGUUGUAUGGGGGGGUUAAACCAGAUGAUGCUUUGUUUUCUAUUUCUUUUCGUGGUUGUGGUUGUGUUUUUCUUGUAGUAGUGAAGGUUUAUGCUGAAUCCGCUUGAUCUUAGGGCUUAGUCGUAGAGAGGCUUGGCUCUGUUGAAUGUUUCUUUGUUAGAAGAUAAGGCUGAUUAUCUGCGAUUGAUGGCUGCGGGUAUUUGUUUGAUGACAGUGGGUGGGUGGUUAGAUUUUGCAUUGAUGUAGAGUGGCUCAUUGUUUGGUUUUCUGUAUGGUUGGAAGGGACCACUCCUAUCUUGAAAAGUCAAUACGCAGACUUUCUAUACAUAUAUAUAUAUAGGAAGUCUGUGUAUUGAUUUUUCUAUCGUACAGUGCUUGAUAUGUAGAAGUAAAGCACAAUAUAUUAUAUCGAGAUAGGGGAAAAAAUAGAGACUAUACUCCUAUCCCUACAAGCCCGUUUGUGAUUACUCUCUCAUAGGGGGAUAAUAAAAUCCCCUGAUGAGUGAGACCUUGAAACAGGCUCAUAGGGAUGACGGUACAGUCUCUUUGUUUUUUUUUCCUAUCUUGAUAUAUAUAUAUGUAUGUAUAUGUAUACAAUUUUAGAUAUAUAUAUAUAUAUAUAUACAUACUCACACACCAGUUUUCAAUGUUGCAAUUUGAAAAUAUGUACCAUGAAAUAUAUACAUCUUUCUUUUUCCAUUUAAAAAAUGUUGAUAGAAUAAAUUAUAUAUAAUAAUAAUAAUAUUUACAUAUAUAUACAUAUAAUAUUAUAUUAUACAUAUAAUAUUUACAUAUAUAUGAAUUAUAUAUAAUUAUAAUAUUAUACUGUAUUAUUACAAUUCUUUUGAAAGGAAAGUGUAAUUAUCAUAGCUGUUUUGUUUCACCUUUGUACAUUAAAAUAAAAGGCAUUGUUCCUUCAAUGUAAAAUAUACAAUUGCCUUGUCCAUCACCUUAUUGAUAAGAGAAGAAAAAGGUACAUAUAUAUUUCAUUAAUAUUUUCAAACUGCAUGAGAAAAGAGUGAAAUAACCAUCAAAAUCAUAUAAUGUACUACUAACAUUACUUAUUAGUAAAAUACUUUCCCUCGUAUUAGUUAGAACUUUGUGACUUUUUAACAUCUCUUAUCUCAAAUUCUAUGAUCCUUUUGUUUUAAAUUGCAGGUAGCAGUUCCUAAGCAUGAACUUGAACAUCAUGAAACUACUCCUGAAGAAGAAGAUCCUAUGCAGUUUGAAGUGGAAAUGGUAGUAUUUGUAUAUAUUUAUACAGAAGGUUAUCUCAUGUUAACUUAAGACAGCAAACACAAACGGUUAAGAAUAUAUGAAGGUCAUAUAUUUGAACUGUGGAUAAAGACGUGAAUGAAAGUGAUCCUCGCAGUAAUGUGCACUACUUAGGCAGUAGUGAAAGUAAGGCCUGAAAAAAAAAAAAAAAUUCAGGCCUGUAUGGGAUUUGAACCCAUGACCUCUGUGAUACCGGUGCAGAGGGCCCUGCACCGGUAUCGCAGAGGUCAUGGGUUCACAGAGGUCAUGGGUUCAAAUUCCGUACAGGCCUGAAUUUUUUUCAGGCCUUACUUUCACUACUGCCUAAGUAGUGCACAUUACUGCAAGGAUCACUUUCAUUCAUGACUAAGAUAUGUGGUGCUGCAGUUUGCUACAUGACAGAUGGGCUUAGGCAGCCAAAUUUGUGACUUUUAACUACUUGCCUUGUUGACCAAACAGUCACAGCAUGGAGCACUUAUUUAAACUUUUUUAUCUAAAUUCCAUAGGCCAGUGUAUCUAAUUACUGAAAAUUUACUGGACUUUAUUAUUGUUUAAAAUGUCAGGAUGCCACCAACAUUGCAGUGGAAGAUAGUGGUGAAGGACAAGAAGUAAACUGUAUGGGAAAUGAAAUGGCAGACAGGCUAGACAUUUUGAUGGAAAUCUUGUUCAAGUACAUUCAUGAAGUUACCCACAUGGAUGGUAACUUUAAUUGAUUAUUAAGCUGCUGAAAUAUUAACAUGGAAACUUGCCUGAGUCUGUUGUAUAUUUGAUUUAAGAGAUGUUUUCUUACCUCUGAAUUUGAAGCCUUUUAAAAUAUCAUAGUACAGUGUCUGAAAAUAAAUUUGGACUCAUUUCUUGUUUAGCACUUAGAGGUGUGCAAUAAGCACUAAUAUAAAUCAGAUAAUUAUAUUAUUAUUAGACAAAAAUAAUGAGAAGUGUCAACAUAUCUCUGUAUGAAGCAGUUUUGCCAACUUGUUGCUACUCCUGUUGAUGUUUUUGAUCAGUUGGCAGAGGCUGUUGGUGUUUUAAUUGUCUUUUUUUUUCAUAUUAUUAGGAGAGUAUAUAGUUGAUGGUGGUAUUGAAUUGUUCAAUGAGUUACUGGUGGUAAGUCAUAACUUGUGUUAUCAAGUUUUUUUUUUAAGCUUAAUUAUUUUACAGUCAGUAACCAUAUUUGAAAAUUUUCUUUUCAUCAACAGAAAGCACUUAUGACACACCACCAUACAGACUGUUAACUCAGUUCCACAAAGAUCAUAAAUAAACAAGUUUAUUUUGAUUUGACAGAUUUUUGACAAAGUCAUCCUCCCUACACAUGCAUCAUGCCAUAUUCAGUUCAUAAUGUUUCUACUCUGCAGCUUUGAUCAGGUUGGUAUGGUAAAACUUGACUGUAUACUUAGUCAGAAUGAAACAAAACCUUCAACACUUGGAAUUUUUGUUAUUUCACUCCCCUUCCAUUUAGGACUCACUGAUUAAUACCAAAUUAAUUUUAAUAGCAAGUACACAUGUCAUCAAGAUGUUGUUAAUCUUUAAGAUGUGUGCAGUUUCCAGAAAAUCAGUUUUCAUUGAGGGAAGCAGUUCUAUUGUGAUUAAAACAUUAUAGACACAUACAGUUAUUGAGACAAAUGGAUAUCUCUUCCUAGACACUUGAUUGUAGACAAGUGAUAAGAUGCCUAAUGUUUUCUGAAGAGGAUACUCCCUCCUUACCAGGGAACUAGUCCUGUCAGUGCCCACCUUUGCUUCAUCAAGAAGCACUGUAUCAUGUGCUUAUUCUCUGAAUGGCACAGUGCCAGAUGGUAACAUAUUUGGCCCGUGGUUAUAGACACACAAACCAAGUGCACCAAGGUUUAUUAAUGUCAUGACUGAUAGCUGACCCUAACUCAGUCAAUAUGAUACAUGUCAGUAAAACCAUACAUGAAAAUUCAUGCAGGUUGUGUGAUACUUUUCCUUAUCUGAAUUUCAUUCAAGAUUUUCCUUUCUUUCUUUUCCUCUUUUGCAGUAUUUUUCCAAUUCCCUUCUUGAUGUUUGCUGGAAGAAGGUAAUAUUUUCACUUCCAAUGAGCCCUGUGUUGGUUACAUUAGGAAUUAAUGCAAGGUUUUAAAUUUAAGUUUGUAAAUUUUAGUGGAUGUUUUACAAAAUCCUGACUAAAUGGCUAUGUGCAAUAUGGCUGCAAUUGUUGUGCAAUGGUUACAUUUCUAUUUCUUUUAAUUUAUUGGCAAUUCUGUAGUAACUGAAUUGCAUGAAAACUGCUUAAAAUAAAGACAAGCUAAGGAGGUCACAAUGGCAACAAAUUUCCAUUUUUGAGGAGCUUUUCAUUUCCAUGUAUGUUUCAAAGGGGUGUCUGAAUUCUAGAAUAGAGUCCAAAUUUAUAAACAAAAAUUGACUGGGGGUUCCAAAGUGAUGCCAAAGUGACAAAUCUACUGUGACACUGGUUGGCAUCACAAGAAUCCACUGGUGGUAAGUUGAUACAGAAAUAUACAGAUGGUUAUUUAAGUAAUGCUUCAUUCAUCAUCUGAGAUCAUGUUUCAAAUUUUUUGUAAUCAGUGAGUAGUUAUUGGACAUGUGUUCUGUUGUUGUUAUCAUCUUUGUAGUCAUUCAAGUGUGUCUGUGUUCCAGAUUGAGGAACCUAAUACCCCAGCUAUCAUCAGACAGGCUAGUGCAGCUUACAUUGCAAGUUUUACAGCCAGGGCUAAAUACAUUCCCAUUAGGUAAGACUUGUAGUUGCCAUGAAAGUGAAAAAAGUGGACUAGUUGAUAGAGAAAUUCACAGAUAGCUCCUUGAGCUCAAGUGAGACAUAUCAACUGUAUCCAUUGGAAACUGAGUGGUUGAUCAUUGUAUUGAUGUAAAAUGUCUAUGCUAUUUGCUUGAAGUAAGUGAUAAUGUAUAGUUAGAAAGAUCAAUUUUCUUUAGUGCCAAUGAAAAGAAAGAAAAAGAACGGUCAUUUAUUAUAUAUACGAACAAUAAGAAUCUGGAACACACUGUCAGAUGAGCUUAACCUAGGUAUGAACAAUGUAGAUGACUUCAAACAUGCUUUGAUGUGUUAUUAUUCAACUGCACUCUAAGAGAUCUAUGACAUUGACAAUCCCAGGACUCAUAAAACUAUAUCUGUACAAAAUGUAAUUCAUGUCACAGCCUGAAAACAACACCAACUCCAUGCUGUUCUUACUUAUUAAUUAUUGAUGUAAUCAUUUUACUAUUUUAGUUUUACUAUUUUAAUACUCCUGAGACCACAGUAACUGGCUAUUGCUGUUGUGGUUACAAGCCCAUUAUUAACCCAUGUUCUAUAUUGUAUGCAUUGUUGGCAAAGCUAAUAAAUAAAUAAAUGAAUAGACAAGCAUUUUACAACUUACAAUUUACUAACCUAAAGCAAUUUCAAAAUGUAAUAUUUAGGGAGAUUCUGGCAAUAAUUCAAUGGUAUGUCACCUUUUAAUUUUACAGUACAGUGCAAACUUGUCUGGACCUUAUUGUGCACUGGAUUCACUGGUAAGUGUAUCUAAAACACAUAGCAUGUGUUUGAUAGUAAGGGACAUAAUCAGUCUUGAGAUAUGCUUGAUAUCUUUACAGCUAUAUUGACACUCAUGAUGCAAGCUGUGUAACACCUGAUGCUGGUAAAUAUGGCCCGUUUUACUCAGUUUGUCAGGUAAGCUGAUGAUUACUUGCAGUUUUCUUACUUUUGGUACUUUUUUUCUUUUACCUUUUUUACAAAAACAUAAAGCAACAUAGCUAAUCAAGCGAUGUCUGGUCAAGAGUUACUUGCACACAAUUUAGCUUUGUACUAUUGGAAUUGUGCAAACAGGAGGGACGCAAAGGUAAAAAACAUGAAGUGUGGAGAGGGAAGGAACCAAACUGAAAACAAGAGAGUUUUUCUGGCCUAACCUAUCUUCCCUUUUUUGCCAUUGUAUUGACAGAAGAAAUACUGAUCUAAGUUGUAUGAAAAUUUUUUUUAUGAAUGGACUUUUAGUUGAAAUCAUAAUUGCCAUUAAAUCAUGGAACAUUCAUUUCCAGGCACUUUUCUACAUGUUUGUAUUUCGCCACAAACAGUUGCUUGAACUUGAAGGAGGUAUGAUAAAGGUUUACAAACAGAUUUUAAUGCCCCUUUGUUCAUCUCUGUUUCAGUGUAUUUCUUUUAAAUAGUGUCAAACCAACUAGCUCUCUCUCAAAUCAUUUGAAUGAUUUUGAUCAGCUUUUGGGUUGAAAUUUUGUUAAUUAACAACUUAAAUGAUUUUGGAACUGGUUUAUUUUAGAACAUUAAACAAAAGUUCUGUCUCCUCACAGGACUGAAGUACAUAAGAAGACUUAACCUGGACAGAAUUGUAACUUGCCGCAUGAAUCCACUCAGGGUUGGCAUGCUUUUUUUUUUUUUUUACCUGUAAUCCAUGUUGCCUAACAGUGUGCAGGGUUGUAGGGCAGGGGUGGGCAUUAACCCAGUCUCACUCCCAGAUCUUACAAUCAAUUCUCCUUUCUGUCUGCCAUGCAGUUCUCAUGUUACUUCAGAGAAUUUGAUAUUGGAUCACAAUUGCCAAAUUGACAUUUAAUCUUGUCACUUGUAUUCUUGACUACAUAUUGAUAUUGUAAGGAGCAAUUCUGUUUUGGUCACUCCUUGGAGUUAAAGGGUUAAAACCACUUCUGUGUACAGCAUACAUGCAAAUAACUUUAAGUUCAAAGUGAUUGUCAUAAGAUUCAAAAAAGUACAUCAACUAAUCAUUUUUGCUUUCUGCUCUGACCUUUAUGCAGGUUUGCUUACCAAGCAUUGUUAAAUUGUUUGCAUAUAUCACAAGGUAAAAUUGUAUUUAUCACUAUGUGCAUUACCCUCUAGACCCUCAAAUUGUUUCUAUUGUACAUAUUGUCUUGCAGACCCUCAAAUGGUUUCUAUUGUAAGCAAGUAACAGAGUUUCUGGUUCAUUCAAGCAAUGUUUAGUUCACCUUUUAUUCAAGGGUUACUAGCUUGUAAAAUCAAAUUGCCUUUUGUGGAACAUACUAAAUGGCUGGUUUAAAUCAACAGACAUUACGAGCUGGUUUUUUGCUAUACAAUUAUUGAACAAAACAACAGAAUGAUGUUGCCAGUGGCAACAACAGCAUCCAGCCAUGCAGUGAGGAGUUUGUCUUUCCAGAACCAGUUAGAUUCUUAUUUUCCUUUUGAUCCUUACCUUUUGAAAAGGUGAGUACAAAAUCAUGCUUUUUACUUGUGGCAUAAAAUUUUUUAAUACACAUACAAACAUGGGUAAAAGUGAAAAGAUAGCUCCCACACACAGAAGUUGGUAACCUGUUGGUAGACGUGAUACCAAUGCAUUAUAAACAGCCAGCCAGACAGUGUUAAGUAGACCAACAUUGAUCCAAACCCCUCAUAUUUGAAAACAGUAAAUAGAAAUACAUCUGUGGAGUACACUGUGUGUACUUGCUUCCGUAUCUUCCUCACAUUUACCUAAAAAUGCCCUCUUUCUCCCAACCUAACUCUUGUACAAUAUGUUGUAAGAUCCUGGUGACCAUUCAUGGUUUCUUAAUGAAAAGCUGAACAGUUCACAACAAAAGAUAUAGUAACAAAACUUAGUCUCAUUAGUAACAAUUAGUUAUUGACCUAGUAUUAACUUUGAGAGGUAAUGUUACUGAAAACAGAUCGUCAAAGUUUAUCAAGCCACUCUAUCAUGAAUGGAAGGAAUUGGAACACGAUGCAGAUGAUGACGAUGAUGAUGAAGAAGAAGAUGAUCAAAGGAAACAUUCAGAAACAUAUGUAAGAUGUUGUCAGAUCAGUUUUAACUAGAAAAGAAUAUCAAUAUUAGUUUUAAUGGGUUUGUAUUUCUGGAAUUCUCAUUGGUAAAACUGAGCAGGCCUCACACAUGCUGAGUGUGGCAGAUUUUGAAUUAGAUAUUCUUAAAACUAUCCAUUGCAAAAGAAAUGCAAACCCAAACCCUAACCCUUGUAAAAACCUUCAUUGAAAACAACAAAAAUAUAAGGUGCAGAAAACAAUUAAGGGUAUGCACAUUAAAUUUUCAUGGUAUGGUUUAUUUGUAACACUUUUUAAAUGUUCCAGCAUUAUUUUUAUUUUUCCAGGAUGAAGGAGAAGAUUACUUGGAUAGCUGCAGCAGCCCAGAUGGCAUUGUACCAGGUUUUACACCUGACACGCACAUGUGUGUGUCACCUGGGUUCACAGUUUCUCCCAGAAGAUAGCAGUCACAGUAUUGUAACAACAUAUGCUGCUAUAAACCUUGUACUAGGUUUUACUCCUAACACACUCACGUCUGUCACCUGGGUUCUCAGCAUCUUCCAGAAGAUAGCACCUACAGCAUUUCAACAACAAAUGCUGCUUAAAUCUCACCCUUGCAAUCAUGCGAUGUUGCUGUCAAGUACUGGCAGGAGGGACCACCAUGUAACACUUCAGUUUGUUGAUACAAAUGCAUGA